AUGCUCGCAAGCACAGGUAGGAGCGCGGCGAGGCGAAUCGCGAAUGUACGAUUUUCAUCACCACGACUUCGCAUACCAGCAGCUGCCGUACGUUCAAGCCCAGCUAUUGUCAAUGUAAUCCAAGCGUCAGUCUCAGGCAGCUUACAACAGUCUCGGAACUAUGCUUCGGGACGACCACAUCCUCCAGGUGGCACUCAUCGGAUGAACUUGUCGGGCGAACCCGAGAAACCAGCACUGGAACAGUACGGAGUCGAUCUCACAGACAGAGCAAGGUCUGGUAAGCUGGAUCCCGUGAUAGGCCGAGACCAAGAAAUUCAGCGGACGAUCCAGAUCCUGUCAAGACGAACGAAGAACAACCCUGUCUUGAUUGGUGCGGCUGGAACAGGCAAGACCGCCAUUAUUGAAGGCCUGGCGCAAAGGAUCGUCAAGGGCGAUGUUCCGGAAAGUAUCAAGGAGAAGAAAGUCAUCUCCCUGGAUCUAGGAAGCUUGAUAGCGGGUGCGAAGUUCAGAGGUGAUUUCGAGGAGAGAUUGAAGAAGGUGCUAAAGGAGGUCGAGGAGGCGGAAGGAAAUGUGAUCCUGUUCAUUGAUGAACUACAUACGCUGCUUGGGCUGGGCAAAGCUGAAGGCUCGAUAGACGCAUCUAAUCUCUUGAAGCCAGCUCUGUCACGAGGUGAGUUACGUCUUACAGGAGCAACGACGCUCAACGAAUACCGUCAAAUUGAGAAAGAUGCGGCGCUUGCAAGACGAUUCCAGCCAAUCCUUGUUGGCGAGCCUACGGUGCCGGACACGAUUUCUAUUCUGCGAGGGAUCAAGGACAAAUAUGAGGUCCAUCACGGUGUUAGGAUCACAGAUGAUGCUCUCGUAGCAGCAGCCACAUACUCCAACCGCUAUAUUACAGAUCGUUUCCUGCCAGACAAAGCCAUUGACCUCGUCGACGAAGCAGCCUCAGCGCUACGUUUGCAGCAAGAAAGCAAACCAGACGCAAUCCAGGAACUUGAUCGACAGAUCAUGACGAUUCAGAUCGAGCUUGAAAGCUUACGGAAAGAAAGCGAUGUGGCGAGCAAGGAACGACGAGAGCAGCUUGAGCGGACUCUGACACUCAAACAAGAUGAAGCCGGUCUCUUGACAGAAAAGUGGGAGAAGGAACGAGCAGAAAUCGAGACGAUCAAGAAAGCCAAAGAAGACCUCGAGCAAGCACGAACUGACCUUGAGCAAGCUCAGCGAGAAGGCAACUUUGCUCGAGCGUCCGAGCUACGAUACGCCAAAAUUCCUGAAUUGCAAAGAAAACUUCCAGCAGAAGAAGGUGGUGAAGGUGCCGCUUCGGCCUCGGUUUCAGAGACAUUAAUCCACGACUCUGUGACGGCAGACGACAUUGCUGGCGUUGUAGCGAGGUCGACAGGUAUACCAGUAACCAAGCUCAUGAGUGGCGAGGUGGAGAAACUCGUACACAUGGAAGACUCACUACGGAUUUUCGUUCGCGGGCAGGACGAGGCCUUAACAGCUGUUUCAAACGCCGUCCGGCUACAGAGGGCGGGCCUGUCUGGCGAGAAUCGGCCGCUGGCUUCGUUCAUGUUCCUCGGACCUACUGGUGUGGGCAAGACGGAACUGUGUAAGAAGAUGGCUGGGUUUCUGUUUAGUACUGAGCAGGCCGUCAUUAGGUUCGACAUGUCCGAGUUCCAGGAAAAGCAUACGGUGUCCCGUCUCAUUGGUAGUCCGGCUGGCUAUGUAGGGUACGAAGAUGCUGGACAGUUGACUGAGGCUGUCAGGCGGAAGCCUUAUGCUGUUCUGCUAUUCGACGAAUUCGAGAAGGCUCACCGAGACAUUAGCACUUUGUUGCUGCAGGUACUGGAUGAGGGGUUCUUGACGGACGCACAAGGUCACAAAAUUGACUUCAGAAAUACUAUGAUUGUCCUCACGAGCAAUCUUGGCGCCGAAGCUCUUGUGGCCGAUGAGAGCACAUCGUCUGACAUCAGUCCCUAG
Recurvomyces mirabilis is the source of this 1980-nucleotide messenger RNA. RefSeq names its product chaperone ATPase hsp78. The coding region runs from base 1 to 1980 and encodes 659 amino acids. Gene Ontology annotation, biological process: protein refolding; protein unfolding; cellular response to heat. NCBI's taxonomy places the organism in Eukaryota, Fungi, Ascomycota, Dothideomycetes, Mycosphaerellales, Teratosphaeriaceae. The transcript has a single exon. The record is from RefSeq and is a predicted model, not a curated record. Gene Ontology annotation, cellular component: mitochondrial matrix; cytoplasm. Gene Ontology annotation, molecular function: ATP binding; ATP hydrolysis activity.